Messenger RNA from Dentiscutata erythropus, 2673 nucleotides. The record is from the annotation of a GenBank genome assembly. NCBI's taxonomy places the organism in Eukaryota, Fungi, Glomeromycota, Glomeromycetes, Diversisporales, Gigasporaceae.
AUGUCUAACGGUCAACCUCAAUCUUGCUUUCAGAAGCUUAAUCGAAUAAACGAAGAAACAUGGUUACAGAUGGGUUCUGCAGCAGAGUUGAUGCAGGAAUAUGAUCGAGCAAUGAAUGCUUAUGAAUCCGCUUUAAGACACAAUUCAUAUUCCAUUCCUGCUUUGUCUAGUAUCGCUGCUCUUUGUCGUGGAAGAGAACAAUUUCCAAAAGCUGUCGAAUAUUUUCAGAGGAUCUUGAAUAUUGAUAAUUCAAAUGGUGAAAUUUGGGGUGCUUUGGGUCAUUGUUAUUUAAUGAUGGAUGACCUUCAGAAAGCAUACAGUGCUUAUCAACAAGCUUUAUUUCAUUUACCCAAUCCAAAGGAACCUAAGCUUUGGUACGGAAUCGGUAUAUUAUACGAUCGUUAUGGUUCAUUAGACCAUGCUGAAGAAGCUUUCUCUCAGGUUAUGAAUAUGGAACCGAAAUUCGAAAAGGCCAAUGAGAUCUAUUUUAGAUUGGGAAUCAUAUAUAAACAACAGCAGAAAUAUGAUCAAAGCUUAGAAUGUUUUAAAUAUAUUUUACAUAAUCCUCCGAGACCUUUAACUGAAGUAGAUAUUUGGUUCCAAAUUGGUCACGUAUAUGAACAGCAAAAGAAUUUUAUAUCUGCUAAGGAGGCUUAUGAACGCGUACUAAAUGAUAACCCAAAUCAUGCCAAGGUUCUUCAGCAGCUUGGAUGGCUUUAUCAUCAACAAAGUGCAAGCUUCACUAAUCAAGAUCUGGCUAUCACAUAUUUAACGAAAUCAUUGGAGUCUGAUGGCACUGAUGCCCAAUCGUGGUAUCUUCUUGGGCGUUGUUAUAUGGCUCAACAAAAGUACAAUAAAGCUUAUGAAGCUUAUCAACAGGCAGUUUAUCGCGAUGGUCGCAAUCCCACAUUUUGGUGUUCAAUUGGUGUUCUUUACUAUCAAAUAAAUCAGUUCCGGGAUGCUUUAGAUGCUUAUAGUCGUGCGAUUCGUUUGAAUCCAUACAUCAGUGAAGUGUGGUACGAUCUUGGUACUCUAUAUGAAUCUUGUAACAAUCAAAUCAAUGAUGCUCUUGACGCGUAUCAACGUGCUGCGGAAUUGGAUCCAAGUAAUCCACAUAUAAAGCAACGUUUACAAAUGUUAAGAUCUCAACAAGCAGGUGGUCAAACAUCCGCUCCAAUUCCUCAAGAUGUGAACCCUCAAGCGUAUCAAUCUAGUAAUGGUCCUCCUAACAUGCUUGGCGGUAAUACUCCAACAUUCGCUCAACCUACCCCUGUUCCUCCAGGUCCCCCUGGCAUGCCAGGAUAUGGUGGUAGACCAGUUGAUAAUCGUCGAAGUCAUACUCCUGUUCCUAUUCUAUCAUCAAUUCAUGGUCACGGUGAAGGUUCUCAUCGUGAUUUACCUCCAAUGAAUAGAAGAAGUAGUCCUGGUCCAAAUACUUAUACUGCUCCGCCACCGCCUCAUAUUCGUGAUAGACCACCAACUCCACCUAAUCAACCACAUACUCUUAAUCCCGUAAUGCUACCACAUGAUCAGAGAUCAUUGACUUCUCACCAGUCUCAACCACAACCUCCGCCACCUUUACGCCACACUCCGGAUAAGCGUACAUCUCCUUCUCCACAACUUCCUCAAAUUCAAAUGCAGGAUGAUCGACAUCCUAGACAUUCCCCUCAAUUAUCUGAAUCGUAUCAAUUGAGACCUAAUUUUCCUCCUUCUCCACGGAUGAUGCCUGAUCACAAUCCUGAUGUUUAUGAUAAAGUCAGCAAGUCAGAAGAACGAUCUAGCAAUGGUGUUUCUACUUAUCAUCCAUCUGAGUCGCUCGCUUCAACACAUGAACCCCUUCCACCUCUUAAUUUUGAAAAUCGUGAUAAUUUAGAACCAAUAAUGAAGAGACCUGAUGAACAAGCUCUCCGUCAAACUGAUCAUACAAGACCACCACCACUUUCAAGUAGUCACCGUGCACAUCCGAUUGAACAUAGUGAACAUAGUAGAAUACAAGAUGAAGUACCACCAAUUGAUGACAAAGGAAUUCCACCAUAUUCUUAUCAUUCAGAAGAACAUCAUCAUCCAAGGCGUCCAACUGAUAUUAAAUCUGAAUCUCCUAUUGUUCAGAGACCACCUCUUUCUGAAUCUCCAGUUAGAGAAUCCUACUCUAAUGAGCAACAUAGUCCAAUCUCUAAUGUUUCUAAUAACGAUAUUCCUCGAAAAUCUUCGACUGAUCAACGACCAGAAACACCACGAGAAGUUUCAAAGAUGUCAAUUCCUUUUCAAUCAGAGUCGGAACCACAUUCUCCCUCUAGAGAACAAACACCUAUUCGUACUAAUUCUUCUGGUAAUGAACGUUCAUCUGGGUCCACAACUGCUCGUACAGUAGAUGAAGAUUAUGAUGGAACUGCUAGUACUGCUGAAACUUUAGCGAGCUUAAGGGAUCCUGAUGUUCAAUCGUCUGCUGCACAAAAACGUUCAUACUCACCAUCAAAAGGGGAUGAUGAUGAUCGUCGUGAUGAAAGUAAUGCUAAAAGAAUUAAACCAUCACCAACGACUCCUCCAAUAAAUGAAGAUGCACCAUCUCCUAUAUCAUCUCAUUCAGAACGUCCUGAAAGAGAACGAGAUAGACGAAAAUCUGAACAAAGUGCUAAUGGAAGCAAUUCCCCAGUUCCUAGUGGUUCACCUUAA